Trichoderma citrinoviride is the source of this 545-nucleotide messenger RNA. RefSeq names its product ribosomal protein S28e. Gene Ontology annotation, cellular component: ribosome; cytosolic small ribosomal subunit. The transcript has 3 exons. Gene Ontology annotation, biological process: ribosomal small subunit assembly; translation; maturation of SSU-rRNA. Lineage: Eukaryota; Fungi; Ascomycota; Sordariomycetes; Hypocreales; Hypocreaceae. Gene Ontology annotation, molecular function: structural constituent of ribosome. The record is from RefSeq and is a predicted model, not a curated record. The annotation marks the transcript as partial.
CAAAAUUGCAGCCGAAGGAAAAAAUACGCCCUCUUCGCUACCCACACGGUCUACCGCGACUUCUACCUUCUCUCCGCCCUCACCUUCUUGCAAACCUUCCACAGUCAAGGACACGCAUCAUUCACAAUGGAAUCCAGCAGCAAGGCUCCCGUUAAGCUCGUCAAGGUGACCCGAGUGCUCGGCCGAACCGGCUCUCGUGGUGGUGUCACCCAGGUCCGCGUCGAGUUCAUGGACGACCAGACUCGUUCCAUCAUCCGAAACGUCAAGGGUCCCGUCCGUGAGGACGACAUCCUCUGCCUGCUCGAGUCCGAACGCGAGGCCAGGCGUCUGCGAUAAGCGUUGGAAGGCUGGAGUGGUGGAAAACAAAGCGGAUGGUAGAGUCUCUCAAUGGCGUGAACGGGUACGGGUUUUUCUUUCGGGUGUGUUCCAUCUGGGCAUUUACGGCCUCUCUUGCGACGACGGCAUGAAACGAUGGUGUCAAGCAGCGACAACCGGCAGGGCUUCAUCCUAUUAGUCGGAAAUACCUAGGCUCAUUCUCAUAAAAA